This is a messenger RNA of Seriola dumerili (greater amberjack), 825 nucleotides long. RefSeq names its product myogenin (gene myog). Gene Ontology annotation, molecular function: RNA polymerase II cis-regulatory region sequence-specific DNA binding; protein dimerization activity; DNA-binding transcription factor activity, RNA polymerase II-specific. Gene Ontology annotation, biological process: positive regulation of transcription by RNA polymerase II; muscle organ development; positive regulation of myoblast differentiation. NCBI's taxonomy places the organism in Eukaryota, Metazoa, Chordata, Actinopteri, Carangiformes, Carangidae. Bases 73 to 825 code for a protein of 250 amino acids. The transcript is spliced from 3 exons. The record is from RefSeq and is a predicted model, not a curated record.
CAAACAGUAGAGCAGUUCCAGGGGAAGCAGGGAUCUUUGUCCCCUUAAAUCCAGUCCACAGCGUUGUCCAGUAUGGAGCUUUUUGAGACCAACCCUUAUUUCUUCCCUGACCAGCGCUUCUACGAGGGAGGGGACAGCUAUUUCCCUUCUCGCCUGCCUGGGGGGUACGACCAAGCCAGCUACCAGGACAGGAACUCCAUGAUGGGCUUGUGCGGGAGUCUGUCUGGGGGUGUCGGAGUUGGGGUCACAGGAACAGAGGACAAAGCCUCUCCGUCCAGCCUGUCACCUCAUUCUGAGCCUCACUGCCCGGGCCAGUGCCUUCCCUGGGCCUGUAAGCUAUGCAAAAGGAAGACAGUGACCAUGGACCGCCGGAGAGCGGCCACACUGAGGGAGAAGAGGCGUCUGAAGAAGGUGAAUGAGGCUUUUGAUGCCCUGAAGAGGAGCACCCUGAUGAACCCCAACCAGAGGCUGCCCAAGGUGGAGAUCUUGCGGAGCGCCAUCCAGUAUAUCGAAAGGCUCCAGGCCCUGGUGUCCUCCCUCAACCAGCAGGACACUGAGACAGGACAGCAGGGGCUGCACUACCGACCCAGUCCGACCCAGCCCAGAGUGUUGUCGUCAAGCGAGCCCAGUUCAGGCAGCACCUGCUGCAGUAGCCCAGAGUGGAGCAGCACUCCAGAGCAGUGCACGCAGAGCUACAGCAGCGAGGAUCUCCUGAGUGCUGCUGACUCUCCAGAGCAGGGGAACAUGCGUGCGCUGACCUCCAUCGUGGAUGGCAUUUCUGCAGCAGAUGGAGCUGUGGCCUUUCCUGUGGACAUUCCCAAAUAG